Rotaria sp. Silwood2 is the source of this 282-nucleotide messenger RNA. The record is from the annotation of a GenBank genome assembly. Lineage: Eukaryota; Metazoa; Rotifera; Eurotatoria; Philodinida; Philodinidae.
AUGAUUUCAUCACCGAUAAUACAAACUGUUGAGACAACAACUGAUGAACAUCUUAAAAUAAAUGUCUACGAUGAUGCUGGAUAUUUACCAAUUCAUCGUGCAGCUUAUAAUGGACAUGAAUUAGUACUCAAGAAUAUUUUAGAAAAAGCUCAACGACGCGCUGAACUGCAAAUACAACUCGAAGCAACAACACAUGAUAUUAAUAAAUUAACUUCAUUACUUUUAGCAACAUCAGCUGGACGUUUAGAUAUUAUUGCUUAUCUUUUAACAUAUAUCCAGUAA